Messenger RNA from Phodopus roborovskii (desert hamster), 1404 nucleotides. It is a transcript of the gene Prrg2, whose product is annotated as proline rich and Gla domain 2. The record is from RefSeq and is a predicted model, not a curated record. Gene Ontology annotation, cellular component: extracellular region. The coding region runs from base 62 to 661 and encodes 199 amino acids. Lineage: Eukaryota; Metazoa; Chordata; Mammalia; Rodentia; Cricetidae. Gene Ontology annotation, molecular function: calcium ion binding. The transcript has 6 exons.
AGGCAGGGAGUCCUUGCCUCCCUCUGCUACUCAGGCAUUGCCAUUUGUGAGUGCAAACAACAUGAUGGGCCAUCCUUUCCUGCUCGUAGUCUACAUGGGAUUGGCCACCUGCCUGGACACCUUACCUCAUGGAGAGCAAAACCAAGUUCUUGACAUCUUCCUGGACUCCCCAGAGGCCCAGAGUUUCCUAGUUGGCCACAGGCGGAUUCCUCGGGCCAACCACUGGGACCUGGAGUUGCUGACCCCUGGGAACCUGGAAAGGGAGUGUCUGGAGGAGAGGUGCUCCUGGGAAGAAGCCCGGGAGUACUUUGAGGACAACACACUGACGGAGCGCUUCUGGGAAAGCUAUGCCUACAAUGGCAAGGGAGGGCGUGGACGAGUAGAUGUCGCAGGCCUGGCGGUAGGACUGACCUCUGGGAUCCUGCUCAUCAUUUUGGCUGGCUUGGGAGCAUUUUGGUAUCUGUAUUACCGACGACGGCGCCGCCUCAGAGUCCAGGAGUCCUGUCAGCAAGAGAGCGGGCUCAUCAGCCCCCUGAGUCCCCCGACGCCCUUGUGUCCACCCUUACCUCCAGGCCUCCCCACCUACGAGCAGGCGCUAGCGGCCUCGGGGGUGCAUGAUGCCCCUCCGCCCCCUUACUCCAGCCUCCGAAGGCCUCACUGAAGACCUGCCCGAGAGCGCGGGCUCGCGAACUGUGCCCCCGAUCACGGCGGACUCCGGAAGUCGCUAGGCCUCUUCGACUCGCCGGCUUCAAUGUGUGCCCGGGGGAGUCAGGGUCGUCGGACCCGAGAUCUACCAUGACACACGUGCUUCCGCCGCGCACCGAUAAAAACCACACAAGCAUGUUCCUGGCCGUCCCGUUGCCGAGUCGGGGCCCUGCCUCCCCCACCUCUCCAGAGCAGCGGCCCUUGCUCGGAGUGGGCAGGCUCCUUUGCAAACUCGGACGAGACGCGACUGGACCGUCGCCCCGCCGGGGUCGCGGGGACUGUACACGCAGAAAGCCAGGCCCGUGCUUGCGCCCACCUUCGUGUGUUUCCCCACUUCGGCACACGGGCUGUUCGUAAUCCGGCAUAGAGGUGGAGGGCACUUUCGAUAUGUCCCGGGAAAGGGGUGUCACGCUGGUGUUGUACCCCGGGAAAUGGAGUUGAGCUGAGCUGCUGUCUACCUUAAAAAAAAAAAAAAAAACCCUUUGGAAAAGGAAGAGAUUUAAAAAGAAAGAACCCACACACACACACAGACAAAAAAAAAAUUAAACGCAAUUCGAGGAAAAUAAAAAUGAAAACGAACUGAACCCCGUUCCUGGACGCAUCUGCGCGCGGUGGAGCUGGAUUUCUGUCCAGGCGCUGUGCCCUACACCCCCAGGCUCCGCCAGUGCGCUCGCUCUCCUGCUCGCUCUCGCCCUCCCU